Mytilus trossulus (common blue mussel) is the source of this 1319-nucleotide messenger RNA. Its product is annotated as chitinase domain-containing protein 1-like. Lineage: Eukaryota; Metazoa; Mollusca; Bivalvia; Mytilida; Mytilidae. The transcript is spliced from 12 exons. Gene Ontology annotation, molecular function: oligosaccharide binding; chitin binding. Gene Ontology annotation, biological process: carbohydrate metabolic process. The coding region runs from base 148 to 1299 and encodes 383 amino acids. Gene Ontology annotation, cellular component: endomembrane system. The record is from RefSeq and is a predicted model, not a curated record.
GUAAGGGAGGUAAUCCCAAAAGAAUUUCCGUGACAUGACGCUACUUUCAUUUUGAUUUUCCUGCAUCGAUUUCUUAGCAGCCCUUUUGUCGAAAAUUUGAAUUGAUUUUGACGAAAAAUAUUUAAUUAGGCUGUACCUGUUAAGGAGAUGAUACUUUACCAAAGAAGCAUUUUUCUCUUAACUAUAUUGUAUACAGUUCUAACUAAUGCUAGUUUGUCUCCAAAAGACAAGAAAAAGGUCAAAAAGGAUAAGUUCAAGCCAGUGACAAACAGUGUUAUUGAAAGGGGCCUUGUAAAGGAAGAAAUAAAACUGAAGGAUAUCUUGAAAGAAUAUGGUUCUAUUAGUGAAUCAAAGACUCCACAUUUUACUGGGGAUAUUCUAGCAUAUGUUACUCCUUGGAAUAGUCAUGGAUACAACAUUGCUAAAACUUUCAGUAACAAAUUCAGCAUGGUUUCUCCUGUUUGGUUACAAGUAAAAAGGCGGCCUGGUGGAUCAUAUCACAUGCAAGGAGGUCAUGAUAUAGAUUCAGGAUGGGUUGAAGAGGUCAAGGAAGGAAACACAAAAAUGGUUCCAAGAGUAUUAUUUGAUGGAUGGAGUUUAAAAGAUUUUGAAGCCACAUUUUCCAGUGAAGAUAACAUUGAAGAUUGUAUUGAUACUAUGUUAAAGUUUACAAAGAAAUAUAAAUUUGAUGGAUUGAUUGUAGAAAUAUGGUCACAGCUUGGUGGACAAAAAAGAAAAGAGUUAGUACAUUUCUUAACACACAUGGGAGAAACAUUUAAAGCAGCAAAGAAAACAUUAAUUUUAGUUAUUCCACCUCCAGUUUAUGCAAGUGACCAAGCUGGAAUGUUUGGUAAGAAGGAGUUUGAUAAGCUGGCACCAGUGAUUGAUGGAUUCAGUCUGAUGACAUAUGAUUUCUCAAAUUCACAAAGGCCUGGACCUAACAGUCCAAUAUUAUGGAUGAAACAAUGUGUAGAAGCUAUAGAUCCUAAAGCUACAAAUAGGAAGAAAAUUUUACUAGGAUUGAAUUUUUAUGGGAAUGAAUAUCAUGCUGGCGGCGGUGGACCUAUUUUAGGAAAUCAAUUUAUAGAGAUUUUAAAGAAACACAAACCUAAAUUUAAUUGGGAUGCAAAUGUAGCAGAACAUAUAGGUGAAUACAAACACAAUCAACAAGCUAAUGUGAUAUUUUAUCCAACACUAAAGUCCAUACAAAUGAGAUUAGAUUUGGCCAGAUCAUUAGGAACAGGAAUAGCCAUAUGGGAAAUUGGACAAGGACUUGAUUAUUUCUAUGAUUUAUUAUAGUAUUAAAAUAUGUAAACAAA